GUGAAAUGUAAAGAGAAAUAACAAAACUCUGUAGCGCAAAGAGAGAGAGAGAGAGAGGAGUGAAUAUUUGGAAAUGGCAAGAAAUAAUGCAUAGAUGGCAGAGCCAGCGGGAUUCUAGAGAGAUCAAACAAUUUUUGUAGCGCAGAGCGUGGCAUUGCAAUGCUGGAGCUUCAAUCGAGUGGUUGUGAUUUCAAUCAAACCCGAUUUCUUUGAUCUUUCUUUUAUGGGGAGUGGAACUCUCGUGGACGGUGUUCGUCGCUGGUUUCAACGUCGCACUUCUUCUUCUUCUUCGUCUACUUCCAAUUCUAAUUUUGGCUCUAAUUCUGAUUCUUCUGAUCCUAAUCUCAAUUACCCAAAUCCCCAUAAGUUUGAUUAUGUGGAUAAUGGUGGUGUUAGUGGUGACCAAUUGUUGAGUAGCGAUUUACGCGCCCAAUCGUCCAUUGCCCACAAACGCAAACCUCUUAGGAAACAAACCCGACUCGGAGAAGGAGGGAUUCUUGAGCAAUUACCUGAGGAGGAGGACGACGAUCUUGAUUACUCUGCCUUGAAGCUCAUUAAAGUUCCUAAACGGAUCAAUCACUUACGAAAUCCUCCUCCUCCUCUUUCUGCUUUAAUGGACUCUCACAAGAAGGGCGGGUUGGAAACUGAAUUUUUCACAGAGUAUGGAGAGGCCAGCAGAUAUCAGGUUCAAGAAAUAAUUGGUAAAGGCAGCUAUGGGGUUGUUGGUUCCGCUGUUGAUACCCACACUGAUGAGAAGGUUGCAAUUAAGAAAAUUAACGAUGUUUUUGAGCACGUUUCUGAUGCCACAAGGAUUUUAAGAGAAAUUAAACUCCUACGGCUGCUCCGUCAUCCAGAUAUAGUAGAAAUAAAGCACAUUAUGCUUCCUCCUUCACGGAGAGAAUUUAGAGAUAUUUAUGUUGUUUUUGAGUUGAUGGAAUCUGAUCUCCACCAAGUAAUCAAGGCCAAUGAUGAUCUCACUCCUGAGCACCAUCAGUUUUUCUUGUAUCAGCUUCUUCGUGGUCUGAAAUAUAUUCAUACAGCAAAUGUAUUUCAUCGUGAUUUAAAGCCCAAAAAUAUUUUAGCUAAUGCUGACUGCAAACUGAAAAUAUGUGAUUUUGGACUUGCUCGUGUAUCAUUUAAUGAUGCACCAUCUGCUAUUUUCUGGACUGACUACGUUGCAACUCGAUGGUAUCGUGCUCCCGAACUUUGUGGCUCUUUUUUCUCAAAAUACACUCCAGCAAUUGAUAUUUGGAGCAUUGGAUGCAUUUUUGCGGAAAUGCUUACUGGAAAGCCACUGUUUCCUGGGAAAAAUGUGGUGCACCAACUGGAUCUGAUGACUGAUGUGCUUGGCACACCUUCUGCUGAGUCCAUUGCUAGGAUUCGGAAUGAAAAGGCAAGAAGAUACCUUAGUAACAUGAGGAGAAAGCAGCCUGUUCCUCUCACACAAAAGUUUCCCAAUGCUGAUCCCUUGGCUCUCCGAUUGCUUCAACGCUUGCUUGCAUUUGAUCCCAAAGACCGUCCCACUGCCGAAGAGGCAUUAGCUGAUCCGUAUUUUCAAGGUUUGGCUAAUGUGGAUCGAGAACCAUCAACACAACCAAUUUCAAAACUUGAAUUUGAAUUUGAGAGAAGAAAGUUAACAAAAGAUGAUGUUAGAGAAUUAAUUUAUCGAGAGAUAUUGGAGUAUCAUCCUCAGAUGCUACAAGAAUAUCUCCGCAGUGGAGAACAAACUAGCUUCAUGUACCCAAGUGGUGUUGAUCGCUUCAAACGCCAGUUUGCUCAUCUAGAGGAACAUUAUGGUAAGGGUGAAAGAAGUACUCCACUUCAAAGACAGCAUGCUUCAUUGCCCAGGGAAAGGAUUCCUGCACCAAAAGAUGAAGCUGGACAACGCAAUGAUUUAGAAGGAAGAAAUGUUGCUACAUCUCUUCAGAGUCCUCCAAAGUCGCAAGGGGAUGGUUCCGAAAACGCAAACGGUAACGAACAAAAUGGACAAAACAAGCCAAAUUACAGUGCUCGUAGCUUGUUGAAGAGUGCCAGCAUUAGUGCCUCUAAAUGUAUAGGUGUUAAACCAAGAAAAGACCUAGAGGAGGAACCGAUUUCAGAGACAACUGACGAGGCAGUUGACGGAUUGUCUCAUAAGGUGUCAGCCUUGCAUACCUGAUAAUUCACACUACCUUGUAAGAUCCACUGAGAGAGUGACACAAAGCAACGACACUGCUCGUUUUGCAUAUAUUUUUUUCCUAAAGGACGUGUUGGCUACAAGGCGAAGUGUAGCAAAGUUUCUAAAAGUCAGGUAGAUGAUGCUAACAGUAGGUUUCCUCCCAUUAUUUCAUGCUUAACUUAUUGUACAAUUUUUGUAAUACCAUCAAGAAAAGAAAAACAUGGUUCCAUGUAAUUUUGAUUUAUUUGUAUUUUGAAGGGCCCUUUCAGGUUGUUACCUCGUGUAGAAUGAAUACCACGUUGGAAGAACAACAAAUAGGCAUUGGAUUUAUACUUCACAAAUCCUUGUUUGGCUUUAUACCUCUUAUUUCACAGGCUUGUAACUCAUCAAUGAUGAAAAUGAACAUUGUACUUGAUUGAGAUAAAUUUUCUAGUUACCUUGAAA
Messenger RNA from Cucumis melo (muskmelon), 2602 nucleotides. RefSeq names its product mitogen-activated protein kinase 9-like. Gene Ontology annotation, biological process: protein phosphorylation; intracellular signal transduction. Gene Ontology annotation, molecular function: ATP binding; MAP kinase activity. The transcript has 11 exons. Bases 224 to 2158 code for a protein of 644 amino acids. NCBI's taxonomy places the organism in Eukaryota, Viridiplantae, Streptophyta, Magnoliopsida, Cucurbitales, Cucurbitaceae. The record is from RefSeq and is a predicted model, not a curated record. Gene Ontology annotation, cellular component: cytoplasm; nucleus.